UGCAUUUGCUGGGUCCAGGUCAUUUGAGGCUACCCUUAGUCCCAGUUCUCACAGGAGGAGCAGAUUCCACCACUGUUCUUCACACAGGUGUCCCCUGGAGUGGGAGGGUCCAGGGCCCCUUCAGCUCUGAGGUCCCUUACCUCUUGGGGAGACAUGACACUGUUGGGCCAGGAAUAUCUGGAACACCUGAGGCAGAACCCAGACUCUCCCAUUGCUCAGCAGACAAACUUGGCGUCACUGCUGGGUGUCCAGGAUAGCCCUUACAAUGGCUUUGGUUCACUCAGCACUUUCUGAGCAUUUUUUUAGAUGCUGCAAUAGCAAAUUAUUAGAAGAGUCACUGUCCCCAAGCUGACACCUAAGCCUCAUAUAGAGAUAGGGCAUUCCAGACCCAGGCAGCUCAGACAAAGGCAUGGGCAUGAAGGUGGGAGCACAGACCAGUGGGAUGAGACGUAUGUGCGACCAACAGUGGCUCGUGCUGACCACACGCCUCUGAACCAGGCCUUGUGCUAGAAACGCCUUGAUGGUAAACAAGACACUCCUGUGCCCUGUUUGCACAGAGCUUAAAAUCUUCCUGCCUCUUGGCUUCCUGCCCCUCCCCCUGCUCUGAGUUUUUCCUUAAGGCAGUGUUUUCACCUGUUUAAAAUGUGGGUUCGAGACCCAGGCCCCAACCUAUGGAAUCAGUCUCUAAGGGUAGGGCUCUGGAAGAUAAAGCAAGAAAAAACUGUCAAUACCCAUAUCUUGAUAAUGCCUCUCUGGAAAGCCUGUUAAAAUGUACUACAUGGAAGAAGAGAAGCUAAUAACACGCAUACCACAAGUUUUUGCCCUUUAUUGCAGUUCACAUAUACUGCAUUUUUUACAAACUGAAGGUUUGUGGCAAUCUUGCCUCAAGCAAGCAUUUUUCCAACAGCAUUUGCUCACUUUGUGUCUGUCUGCUUCUGGUAAAUGAAGAUCUUGUAAACAUUGUUGAAAUAACAAAGGAUUUAGAAUAUUACGUAAUCUGAGUUGAUAAAGCAGCAUCAGGCUUUGAGAGAAUUUGAGAUUUCCAAUUUUGUAAGUUCUAUGGGUAAAGUUCUAUCAAACAGCUUCACAUGCUCCAGAGAAAUCGUGAAGGGAAGCGUCAAUCGAUGUGGCAGACUUCAUUGUCUUAUUUUACAAAAUUGCCACAGCUAUCCUGACCUUCAGCAACCACCAUCCUGGUCAGUCAGCAGCCAUCAACACUGCACCAGCGAAAAGAUUGUGACUCACUGAAGGCUCAGGUGAGGGUUAGCAUUUUUAGCAAUAAAGUAUUUUUAAAUUAAGGUAUGUAAAUUAUUUUAGAGAUAAUGCUAUCGCACACUUAAUAUGCUAUGGUAUAGUAUAAACAACUGCACUGGGAAAACAAAAAUAUUGCGAUUCACUUUAUUGUGAUACUCGCUUUAUUGCAGCAGUCUGGCACCGGGCCUUCAGUAUCUCCAAAGUUUACCUGUAGUUGAUCACCUAGAGAGUAGAACCACGACUGGAAAGUCUGGUUAGUCCAGGAGGUAGGGCAUGGCUAGCAGGACUGGGGGCCCAGCACAGGACCCUGAGCUAAGGGGGAAGUGGGAGGGCAUACAGAACCUUGGGGAGGGUGCCCAGUGGAGAGGGCACCUAGGGGAGCCCCAUGCACUUCGCCUCCCACUCCAGGCCGUCUGAGCAGGUGCACUGUGGCCUGGCCAGGUCUGGACAAGUCUCUCCACUCCGGACCUCUAUUUUCCCUUUAUGAAAGACAACGAAAGCCAAUCCCCACCUGAGUUUGCUUUUAUGUCAGUGGAGAAGGAGGGAACCAGACUACUCCUAAAAGAGAUCAGUGAAUUUGAGUGACUAACUUAGGUAAAUAUUGGCACUAUUUCUUUACUUUAGUAAGAAAUCGUGUUUGAAGGGUGCGCCAUUAGGUAUAUACUUGUUCGUGUUUACUCUUUAUGUAGAAUUUUUUAAAUUUUAAUUCUCCUUUACUAUCAAAUGUGCUUUUUCUCUAUCAUAAUAAGUGAUUUAAUUUUGCCUGGUUUAUAUGCUAUCGAAUACAUCUAAUUUCCCUUUAAAAAUAUUCAAUGGACUAACAUCAAAUAAAGUCUUUUAACUAUGUUAUAAAUCUUUUUUGAUCAUGACAGUUUAAAAAGUGUUUCCAACCCUCACUUACAUACUUAAAUAUACAUAACUCAAACAAAACUUUCACAAAACAAUACCUGCUCUUAUGUACAAUAUAUUCUGAUAUUUUCUUUUCAAUUCUCUUCCUGUUCAUACUUUUUAAAUCUUGGUCAAGAUCCAUAAAACUGAUUUCACGGCCCUCUGAUGGAUCAAAACCUGCCGUUUUAAAAACCCCACCCUGUGUAAACUUUCCAGAACAACUCUAUUUCCACUACCUUGUGUGGCUCUUACACUGUCCCGGGUGACUGUACUCCCAAUUUGCUGAGGAGGUAAAGGAUUCCACGAGGUAAAUUGUCCAAGACCACAAUCAGGCGUCCAGCGCUGCUGAGGUCUGUGUGAAGCUCCACACAGAACACUAGUCCCCCGAGGACUCUGACCUUAGGCGGGCCUUUCCCAGACCAGACCAGAUGGCAGUGGAGAGGGACACAAGGAGCACUGGGGAGGGAAGAGGAGUCAGUACAAAAGGCUCAGCGCCUCUGGCCAAUCAGAGCUGGCCUCACUCCGCUCUGUUCCAGGUAAUUGGCCCCAAGGAGGUUCCCAGCCCCCACCCCAUCCUGAGGCCGGCUUCCUCCAGCAGGUUCUGCUCUCAAACAAAUCUCUCCCAAUGCACUUCAACUCUGCUGGCCCUUGUGGGUGUGGUUCCAGAUGGACUGGAACUGCUUUGUCCCAGUCACAAGGGAUAGGUCGUUUCUAACCUGGCUUUUAGCUGAGAGGGUUUACGGAAGGCUGUCGCACCAGCUUCUCAGCAUGGCUCUCAAAGAGGGACUCAGAAACUGGCAGAGAGUCUUAUGGUGGCUGAUCCUACUUGCAGCUGGCCUCUUAGGGCUGCUCCUAUACGGGCUCCCUGGAGUCAGGCAUCUGGAGAUCUUCAUCCCCAUGGGCACCUGCCCUUUGGCCAAAAUGUCCCUGAGAGACAACUUCACAGGUCUCCUGCAUCUCUGGGCCCGGCCUGAUGUCCUGACCUGUACCUCCUGGGGAGCCCCCAUUCUUUGGGAUGGCACUUUCGAUCCAGAUGUGGCCCAGCAAGAGGCCAUACAGCAGAACCUCACUAUUGGGCUGACUGUUUUUGCUGUAGGCAGAUACCUGGAGAAGUACCUGGCGCGCUUCCUGGAGACAGCGGAGCAGCACUUCAUGGUGGGCCAGCGCGUGGUCUACUACGUGUUCACCGAGCGCCCAGCCGCCGUGCCCCGCCUGCCGCUGGGCCCGAGCCGCCAGCUGCGCGUGGAGCGCGUGCAGCGCGAGCGGCGCUGGCAGGACGUGUCGAUGGAGCGCAUGCGCACGCUGCACGCGGCGCUGGGCGGCCGGCUGGGCCGUGAGGCGCACUUCGUGUUUUGCAUGGAUGUGGACCAGCACUUUAGCGGCGCCUUCGGGCCGGAGUCCCUGGCCGAGUCAGUGGCGCAGCUGCACGCCUGGCACUACCACUGGCCGCAAUGGCUGCUGCCCUAUGAGCGGGACGCGCGCUCGGCCGCCGCGCUGGCGCCGGGCGAAGGCGACUUCUACUACCACGCGGCCCUGUUUGGGGGCAGCGUGGAGGCGCUGCGCGAGCUGACGGCACACUGCGCGCAGGGCCAGCAGCGGGACCGCACGCGCGGCCUCGAAGCGCGCUGGCACGAUGAGAGCCACCUCAACAAGUACUUCUGGUUGUACAAGCCCGCCAAGGUACUGUCGCCCGAGUUUUGCUGGAGCCCGGAAAUCGGCCCGAGAGCCGAGAUCCGGCACCCGCGUUUGCUCUGGGCGCCCAAGGAGUAUGCCUUGGUGCGCGACUAGGAAGCCACGGCUGGGCCUCACCUCACCUGCGGGACACCUUGGGCGCCGGGAAGGCUUAACAGCAAGAAGAGACCCUGAAGCCAUCGGG
Messenger RNA from Pteropus alecto (black flying fox), 4018 nucleotides. RefSeq names its product alpha 1,3-galactosyltransferase 2 (gene A3GALT2). Bases 2809 to 3930 code for a protein of 373 amino acids. Gene Ontology annotation, molecular function: hexosyltransferase activity. Gene Ontology annotation, cellular component: membrane; vesicle; Golgi apparatus. Gene Ontology annotation, biological process: carbohydrate metabolic process. The record is from RefSeq and is a predicted model, not a curated record. Lineage: Eukaryota; Metazoa; Chordata; Mammalia; Chiroptera; Pteropodidae. The transcript is spliced from 6 exons.